Pelecanus crispus (Dalmatian pelican) is the source of this 2478-nucleotide messenger RNA. Lineage: Eukaryota; Metazoa; Chordata; Aves; Pelecaniformes; Pelecanidae. The record is from RefSeq and is a predicted model, not a curated record.
AUGGGCAAGAAAAGCAAAUUGGGCAAGAGCCGGAGGGACAAGUUCUACCACCUGGCUAAGGAGACGGGCUUUCGCUCCCGCUCCUCCUUCAAGCUUCUCCAGCUCAAUAGGAAGUUCCAGUUCCUGCAGAAGGCCCGCGCACUGCUGGACCUGUGUGCAGCCCCCGGCGGGUGGCUGCAGGUGGCUUCUAAAUUCAUGCCGGUUUCCAGCUUGAUCAUUGGGGUGGACUUGGUCCCCAUCAAGCCCAUUCCCAACGUAGUGACGCUGCAGGAGGACAUCACCACUGAGAAGUGCCGCCAGGCACUGCGCAAGGAGCUGCAGACAUGGAAGGUGGACGUGGUGCUGAAUGACGGAGCGCCCAACGUGGGAGCCAGCUGGGUGCAUGAUGCCUACUCCCAAGCCAACCUGACCCUCAUGGCCCUGAAACUGGCCUGUGAAUUCCUCUGCAAAGGCGGCUGGUUUAUCACCAAGGUUUUUCGUUCCCGGGACUACCAACCGCUUCUCUGGAUCUUCCAGCAGUUCUUCCAGAAGGUCCAGGCCACCAAGCCCCAAGCCUCCCGUAACGAGUCCGCUGAGAUCUUUGUGGUGUGCCAGGGUUAUCAGGCUCCGGACAAAAUUGACAGCAAGUUCUUUGACCCAAAAUAUGCCUUCAAAGAGGUGGAGGUUCAGGCUAAGUCUGUUACCGAGCUGGUCAGCAAAAAGAAGCCAAAGGCAGAAGGCUACGCAGAUGGUGACAUGACCCUCUACCACCGCUUCACCCUGAUGGACUUCCUCAAGGCUCCCAACCCUGUGGACUUCCUCUCUAAGGCCAACGAGAUCACGCUGGGGGAUGGUGAGCUGGAGAAUCACAGUUCCACCACGGAGGAGCUGCGUCAGUGCUGCAAGGACAUCCGUGUGCUGGGACGCAAAGAGCUCAGGGCCAAAAAGCUGAAGGAGCAGGCAAAGGAGCUGGAUAUCAACCUGAGCUCCGGUGAAGAGGAGGAAGGCAAAGAGGAGGAGAAGAACGAGAAGAAGACAUUGCCAAGAGCCACAGCUGAUGAGGUGGCGAAAGAGGAGGAGGAGGAGGUAGAGCUGGCAUUGGCAGAGAUGAAGGUCAAGGAGCUGGCAGAGUUAAAAAGAAAGAAGAAGAAGAUCCUGAAGGAACAACGGAAGCAGCGUGAGCGUGUGGAGCUGAAGAUGGACCUCCCUGGUGUCUCCAUCGCUGAUGAUGGUGACACCAGCAUGUUCUCCCUCCGGAGUAUCCACAGGACCCCGCUGCUGAACGAGGUGACCCGGGGGGACAUGGCGUCAGCAGAUGCCCUCCUGGAGAUAGGACCAGGGGACGAUGACAUUUGUGUCUCGGAUCACGAGGAAGAUGAUGAUGAUGAUGUGUCCCUGGCUAGCGAUCUGGACCCAGAGGAGCUGGUUGAGAUAGAGGCCCGUCAGCGCCGGCUGGAGCGGGAAAGGCGAGAGCAGGGUGCAAAGAGGGUGAAAUUUAAGCAGAAAGAAGAGGAGGAGGAAGGGGAGGAAGAGGAGAAUCCCCUGCUGGUGCCCCUGGAGGAGAAGUCGGUCCUGGAGGAACGGCAGACCAGCCUGUGGUUUGGGAAGGACGCCUUUGCCGGCAUCGAGGACGAUGCGGAUGAGGACCUGGAGCUGGGGCAGUCACAGAUGUUGGCUGAGAAACAGCGCGAGUGUCAGAGAGAGAAAGCAACAAGGAAAGGGCAGCAGAAGAAGGAACCCCAGGAGGAAGCUCCAGCUGAGCCCCCACCUACCACAGACGGAGGACCCGACGCUGGUAAAGCACAGGAUGAGCAGAGCAGUGAUGAUGACAGCAGCAGCGACGAUGAGAGGCCACUGACACCGGUGGGGAGGAAGCGGGGCCGUGUCGAGCCGUGUGGCUUCGAGGUGGUGCCCAUUGAGAACCCAGUGAAAAGAGCCCGUGUCCUGGAUGCAGAGGGCCUGGCACUCGGCUCCGUCAUCGCCACCUCUAAAAAGGCCAGGCGGGACCUGAUCGAUGACUCCUUCAACAGGUAUUCCUUCAACGAGGAUGAGGGGGAGCUGCCUGAGUGGUUCACGGAGGAGGAGAAGCAGCACCGGCGCAAGCAGAUACCCGUGGACCGGCAGACAGUUGAAGCGUAUCGGCAGCGCUGGCGUGAAAUCAACGCCCGCCCCAUCAAGAAGGUGGCAGAGGCUAAGGCCCGCAAGAAGCGGCGGAUGCUGAAGAAAAUGGAGCAGAUGAAGAAGAAAGCAGAGGCCGUGGUGAGCACGGUGGAUAUCUCGGAGAGGGAGAAGGUGGCCCAGCUGCGGCGCAUCUACAAGAAGGCUGGGCUGGCCAAGGAGAAGCGGCAGGUCACCUACUUGGUGGCUAAGAAAGGCGUAGGACCCCGGGUGCGUCGUCCUCCCGGCGUCAAAGGCCAGUUCAAGGUGGUCGACAGCCGCCUGAAGAAGGACGUGAGGGCUCAGAAGCGCAAAGAACAGAAGAAAAAACGCCAUAAGUGA